GGCUUCACCACGCUUGUAUUUGUCUAGCAGCAUGGAUGACAUAGGGAAAUGGCCAGAAAUAGAGAAAGCAGCGAAAGAGAAAAGGCGUGAGCUGGUCUUACAGGGGUCCGCUGUUGACGAGAGAAUUUCCUCAAACGGGGGAAUCGAUUCCUCCAUCUACUCUCUGACACUGCUGAAUUAUCUGGAAGUUAGCCAGUGCCCGAGUCUGACAGAGAUCCACGAGGACAUCCAACAUCUGACAAACCUCCAGAGCCUCAUCCUGUGUAGAAACAAGCUUGCCUCCAUCCCGAAUGUCAUCGGCAACCUCAAGUCUCUAAAGGUCCUAGACCUGUCAGUCAAUAACCUUAAAGUUUUACCAGAGGGAGUCACUCAGUUAAAGGAGCUGAACACACUCAAUGUGAGCUGUAACAGUCUGGAGGUUCUGCCGGAGGGACUCUCUCAGUGCGCCAAGCUCUCCUCCAUCAACAUCUCCAGGAAUCGCAUCACCGGGUUUCCUGCUGAUUUCUGCUCCGAGAAACUGGAGCUGCUCAGCACCGUGGUGGCCUCUGACAACUUAAUCGAAGAGCUGAGCGGAGAGAUUCACAAACUAGCUGCUCUAAAGGUCCUGGAUCUCUCCAACAAUAAGCUGAAUGAGAUUCCAUCUGAUCUGAGUGACUGCCCCAAGCUAAAGGAGAUCAGCUUCAAAGGCAACAAGCUGAAUGACAAACGUCUGGAGAAGAUGGUCAACGGGUGCCAGACCAAGUCAAUCCUGGAUUACCUCAGAGGAAAAGGAAGGAGCAGACAAGGAGAGGACAGGGGUGAUACUGAAGGAGGACGCAGCACAGACAAGAAAAAAAAGCAGCAGCAGAGGAAGAAGAAGGAGAAGGUGGCAGAUGAACAGGAUGAAGUGGAAGAGCUGAGCAAGAUGGUGGUGAGAAUUCUCCACGUCUCAGAUGCUCCCACAGCACUCACAGUCAAAGUGAGUGCAGAGGUGAAAGAUGUGAGACCAUACCUGGUGUGCUGCAUAGUCAGAGGUAUGAACCUAAACCCUGGGAAUGCUCUCAAACGGUUUCUGAUGGCUCAGACAAAGCUUCAUGAUGACCUGUGUGGUAAGAGGACCAUAGCAACCAUUGCAACUCAUGAUGUGCAGCAACUUAAAAGUCCCCUGAUGUAUGACGUCAAGCCACCGACCCAACUGAAGAUUGUGUCACUGGGUCGGAAGGAGAUGACUGCGGUCGAGCUUAUAAGACAGCUUCAUCUGGAGGCUGAGGAGCUGAGGAAGCAGAAGAAGAGGCAGAAUGUUACAGGCCUCCACAAAUACCUCCAGAUUCUGCAAGGAAAACCACUCUAUCCAUGUCUAGUGGAUGCAGAAGGUCACGUGAUCUCAUUCCCACCAAUCACCAACAGUGAGAAAACCAAGAUCAAGAAGACGACCAGAGAGUUGUUCUUGGAGGUCACGAGUGCAACCAGCCUGCAGACCUGUAAAGAUGUCAUGGACGCUCUGAUUGUAAAAAUGGCAGAGUUGAACAAGUUCACAGCAGAGCAUCAGGAAGAGGCAGGGUCAGACGAAGAAGGGGGUGGCCCACCAGAGCCUGCUGACAGCAGCGAGACCUCCAGCCAGCUGAUCGUCCAGCAGGUCCGAACGGUCGACCAAGACGGGAACCUGAAGGUGGUGUACCCGUCGAAGACAGAUCUCUCCAAAGACAUCAACAACUUGACUAUUAUCUGGUAACUGUGCUUUGGAUUCGCUCAGAUGUUUGCACCCAUUCACUUAUUACAUGAAGUUAUUUUAACAGUUUAACACUGGGAGGCGCUGAUGCUGAGUUUUAUGACUACAUCCAUUGACCUAGAAGUGCUUUAGAUAGAUGAAAACAAUAACCAGCAAUGGGUUGAUUUAAAAAAAAAAAAAAAAAAAAAAAACUCUGAUGUUAAAUAAAUGUUGCUUGUUGUU
Molecule: messenger RNA, 1930 nt
Organism: Archocentrus centrarchus (flier cichlid)
Lineage: Eukaryota; Metazoa; Chordata; Actinopteri; Cichliformes; Cichlidae
Gene: lrrc47
Product: leucine rich repeat containing 47
Exons: 7
Coding region: 32-1711 (559 amino acids)
Biological process (GO): phenylalanyl-tRNA aminoacylation
Molecular function (GO): protein binding; phenylalanine-tRNA ligase activity; RNA binding
Source: RefSeq, a predicted model, not a curated record